This is a messenger RNA of Ananas comosus (pineapple), 2148 nucleotides long. RefSeq names its product nijmegen breakage syndrome 1 protein. Gene Ontology annotation, cellular component: Mre11 complex. The coding region runs from base 159 to 1772 and encodes 537 amino acids. Gene Ontology annotation, biological process: double-strand break repair via homologous recombination; mitotic G2 DNA damage checkpoint signaling. Lineage: Eukaryota; Viridiplantae; Streptophyta; Magnoliopsida; Poales; Bromeliaceae. Gene Ontology annotation, molecular function: protein binding; damaged DNA binding. The transcript has 13 exons. The record is from RefSeq and is a predicted model, not a curated record.
UUAAGUGUGACGGCCACGAUUUAAUUCUUUUCUCAAAAGCGCCGCUUUUAUUUAGGUCGGCGCGGAGAUUCGAGACGCUGCCGAUGCUUCCUCGUCUUCCACCUUUCUUUUUCCCCCUCGAUUGAUCGUCGAACUCGUCGCAACUGAGACGUUCGAAGAUGGUUUGGUGUUUAAUCCCCAUCGAUUCCCUUCGUGGUGCUCAGAGGUACUACAUCUUCUCUGCUGGAACCUACAAAGUUGGCCGAAAAGAUUGUGAUGUUAUAGUACAAACGGACACAUCGAUAUCACGGGUUCAUGCUGAAAUUGUUGUUGAGAAAAUGGUUUCUCGGGAUCCUUCACAUACUGUGUCUGCAGAUUUUCCAUCACAUGUUUAUAUAGUAGACCGCUCAAAGUAUGGUACCUCUAUAAACAAAGAAUCAGGGAAUGAUGGUUCUCGUAUAAACAAAGAUCAGCAGGUGGUUCUCAAAGAUGGGGACUCUGUAACAUUCGGAACCGGCACUGCAACAUUCAGGUUCUCUUUUAUUCCUCUCAUAACAUUUGUUCAGAAGUUCGUUCGAAUUGAUCCUUCGUUGCAGGCCAUUAUGUCAUCUAUUGGUGUAUACACCACUCGUAAGUGGAGUGAUGAGUGUACACAUGUUCUAGUUGAUGAGUCUUCGCCGUUGACGCCUGAGCUUAUUGAAGCAGUCUUAACGAAAAAACAGAUUGUUUCUGGUGAUUGGUUUAAGGUGCUUGCUGAGCAAAAUAUACGGACAGAAAUGCCAUCUUGUGCUUCCUAUGUUCCAAACUUGACUCUUGAUGGAACAGCGGUAAAGGCAGUGGAGGCGAAUCUUCGUGAAAGUUGCCUGGUUGGCUAUACAUUUAUUCUGGGAUCGUCACGUAAGUAUAAAUUUGGAGAGAAGCUCCAUUCGCUACUUGAACUAGCAGGAGCAAAGUUCCUCCAAGUUGAUGAAUAUUGUUCAAAUAGUCAGACAUCGGCUGGUGGAGAAAAUAACCAGAUAGUUCUUGUUGUUCCUGCAAAAUCAAUAACGGAAUUUGAUCACUCACGUGAGCUAUCGUCUUUAUCUAAAGUUACUGAUUUGAAGUUAAUCGCAGCUAUAUUAUCUGGACACUUGGACUCGGCCGUCAUUGAGCCACCUGCUUUUAUCGUCUCAUCUUCACAUUCCACUGACGAGACUGUAGUAGCGGAUUCCGAUGUUGAAAUCGACACUGCAACUUCCGAUCAAGCUGCCGUCGCUGUCAAAUCCCAAAAUGAAAUUAAACCUAAAUGUGAUGAGAAAUGUUCAAAAGAAAUUUUGAAAGAUGAAGGAGACGCUACAAAAUUGGAAGGAGAAAAUAAUGCAAACCUUUCAGCUGAUUCAGAUAAGGUUUUAAAGCCCAGGGACGAGGAUGCUCGGAUUAUAGAGAGAAGGGACAAAGGCGAUGACUCUAUUGCCGACAGACAUGAAAAUUGUGAUAUACUAUUCAGUCAAGAUUUGAUUGUUAGAACUAUCCAAAUGCCAGCUCCUGUUAGAUCUACUGAAACAGAAGUCAACUUCAAGCGCUUUAGAAAGAGAGAAACUGUGUCCGGCAACAGCUUUAGAGAUCUCAUUCCGUUUUCCAAAGAUCCAUACAAAGAAUCAGACGAUGAGAGUAACAAAUCGAUAGAAUACAUGAGGGAGGAGAAGAAGCGAAAGCAAAUGGAAGCUGUUGCUGAGGAUCUGUUCAACAAUGAGAAGGCAAGGAAACGCGCAGGUGCCGGUACUUCAAUUCAUUCCCUCCUUGCUAGUAGGUGACAUGGACAGAGAACUGAUGUUAUAUAUUGUCACUGAUACCGGAAAUUCUUAGCAGAGAAUCCCACCAAAUUGCACACUCUAGCUUCACAGACGAAGAUCAUAAUUAUCCAAAUCCAGUGGACUGUCACUUGUGAAACCCUUAUCGGUGUGAGCUGCGGCCAUCUCAAUCAGGUAGGAAACCAGACUUAUGUUAUCAAAAGAGCUACAUUUUCGUAGUAUAUGGAUGUACGUAUAAAUCAAGAGAUAUAUCAGCAAGGCCUUUCCUGUAUAUUGUGUUGUCUUUUGUCCUAAUUUAGUUAUUUUAUUUUAUUUUAUUUUUCCUGAAACGUACCUUUCUAGUUUCUGGUAUAAAAUGGUCAUAGACAUUUAUGCUUAA